UACCAGCCGGCCUGUACUUCAUGUUCAGUAACGAUGUCGGGUUCUGUUUCUGACGGACGUUGGGAACCUCGUAAAGCUCUAAAGCUUUACUUCUGUAUGAGCCAAAACCAGAUUAAUAUCCUCGGCUUAAUCCGCCUUUUUAACAGUUUCCUGCGGUGUUAAUAGCUUUAGAUUCGUCACUCGACUGGAGGCCUCUACACUAGCGCCGUUUGAGAAGUUUUUUGUUUGUUUGUUUAUUUUUGUGUGUGUACAUAUCGGACCCAAACAUGUCUCACUCUCUCUGGUCGGAAAAAAUCCUCCAGCUCCUCCGCCGCAUGAAUAACUUCUAUUUAUCAGGCUCGUGCCGUGCUAACUGCCUCAGGUUUGAAAUAGAAGGAGCUCAGGUGGGCUGGAUUCCGCCUCAGGUAGUUUCACAGUUAGCUCGGUACCCACAGGUGUUCAAUCCACCACAGGGUGGCGCUGUGGCGCUCUGCAGCAAUCUGGACUCCUAUGAGAAGAGAUCUGCGGCUGUGGAUGCCGUCCUGCAGACUCUGAGGAAAGAGGGAAACUUUCCCUUUCUGAAAGGAUGGAGAAACGAGAGGUACAGCGUGAUGCCAAGGUUCUGCGACCCCCCUCUGAUGUCGAUGGAGAGAGCAGCUACAAGUCUGUUUGGGGUGAAGCGGUACGGAGUCCAUGUGAACGGAUACACAGUGAGUGACAGUGGGGAGGUCAGCAUGUGGCUAGCACGACGCUCUCCUACGAAGCAGACAUACCCGGGAAUGCUGGACCAUGUGGUGAGCAGAAAAAAGCUUUACAAUUCUACAGCAGCAGGCGGUUUGGCUGCUGGUGUCAGCAUCAAACACACUCUGGUUAAAGAAUGUGAGGAGGAAGCGUGUAUCCCUGCAGACAUCGCUGAGAAGGCAAAACCUGUGACUACAGUAAGCUACACAUAUGUGGAGCAGGGGGAGGUGUUUCCAGAAAGUCAGUUUGUCUUCGAUCUGGAGCUUCCUCUGGAGUUUAAGCCCAGAAUCGGGGACGGAGAGGUGCAAGAAUUCUACCUGCUGCCCAUAGACAAGGUGAAGGAGCUUCUGGCUUCUGAAGACUUCAAACCGAACUGUGCCAUGGUGGUCCUGGACUUCCUCAUCAGACACUCCUUUAUCGAGCCGGAUUCAGAGCCGUACUAUCAGGAGUUUGUGGCGGGACUCCAUCAGACUGUAUGAAGACAAGCAGAGGACUGAAACGACUUGUGUCAUACACUGCUGUUUACAUUAAUGACAAAUGCCCCCCUCAGGAGCCUUCCUGAGAAGUGUCUGACUUUAAAGUCCUGGUGUCUGUGGGCUGAAACAGUCCAGUAACAGCAGGAUCUAAAGGUGAUCUUGUCUUUAGCUGCAGGUGCACAGCUAGAUCUUAGAUUGGGCUCAAAAGCAUGAAGCUUAAAAUAUUCCUUCAUCUGCUGCAGUACAGACAUGGAGAUUUCUCUCCUCCUUCCUCUUUACCACAAAUUCUCCUGAUACCAGCAGCCUAGACUCCUGGAGCCAUAUCACUACUCAUCCUAGGUCUUAUAUUAGAAAAAGUCUAAAAAAAAAUCUUUGCACCCUGGAUCUGUUUUUUUUUCAGUUGCAUUUUUCAAUAGUCAUUGCUUAGCCAAGUAGGUUUUUUCUUGCACCUCAUCAACCUUCAAGGUGCACAGUGGACAAAAAGUCUUGACGGAAACAGAAAGCUGCAGAAACACUUGUAGUGGAGAGCAGUGAUUCUCAACUGGUGGGUUGGUCAGUCACCGAAAAGUGCCUGGAAAAGAAACUUUUGCCAAAAUGUCUGAAUUACAGGCAUUUUUAUUUUAUUGUUCUACUGAUGACACAUCAGGAACUUGAAGCUCUAUUGAGGGUAAAAUAAAGUUGAGCAAGACUGAAAACGUGCUGUCUGCAGUGACUUCUUUGUUCCAGAAAAAUGUGAUUGUUUAAAUAUUUGAAAAUGAGUUAAAUAAAAAAGCACGUGAGCAUUA
Cheilinus undulatus (humphead wrasse) is the source of this 1981-nucleotide messenger RNA. It is a transcript of the gene tpk2, whose product is annotated as thiamin pyrophosphokinase 2. NCBI's taxonomy places the organism in Eukaryota, Metazoa, Chordata, Actinopteri, Labriformes, Labridae. The transcript is spliced from 8 exons. Gene Ontology annotation, molecular function: 8-oxo-dGDP phosphatase activity. Bases 267 to 1199 code for a protein of 310 amino acids. The record is from RefSeq and is a predicted model, not a curated record.